AUUUAAAUAAAUAAAAAAAUGAAUAUGGAGCCACCAACCAAUCAGAGGACGAAUAUGUUAUUAAUAAAAGAUAUGAGUCCCGUGUCCAGAAAUUUUGAUUGUGAAGUUAUUGUACUACAAAAAGAUGGUGAGCCAGUCACGACCCGUGAAGGAGAUAUGAUUUAUAGAUUCUUGGUUGCAGACAAAACAGGUUCAAUUAUUUUGAGUGUAUGGGGAGAGAUGGGAAAAGAUAUUAAAAGUGGUGAUAUUUUAAGAAUCUCUGGCGUAGAUAAUAAGCUGAGACAGGGCCGAUUAUUUAUUUCAACACUUAAAUCAUGCAAAUUAAAACGAGUUGGACAAGAUACUUUUCCAUUUGUAGAGAAGCCUAAUAUGUCCGAAAUUGAACACCACCAACCACCAGCAUACAGAUCCAAUCAACAAAACCAAUCCAAUCGUAUACCUCGUCAAUUAGACAAUAAUAAUAGAUCACAUCAACAACGCGGAUACCCUAAUAAUAAUAGUAAUAUGAGUAAUGGCCAUCCAUAUAAUUCUAGAGGAAGACCACACAGGGGAGGAUAUACGAAUAAUAGAGGCAGAGGAGCACCCAACCGAUACCACCAAGAUUUAGAUAAUCCCGUAUAAAUCCAUCUAUUUUUUUGAGAUUGUUGUAAAUAGCCUUGAUAAUUGUUAUAAGACCCGACUUUUUUGUUUACAUGUAUAAAAUACAUCUACCCCUCUUCCCUCCCUUUAUAUAUAUAUAUAUCUGUAUUUAAUUGACUGGUGUGAUGAAUCUAUUUACGAUGAAUCUUUGGACAACGGGCAAAGACAUGUCUUCAUUAUAAUCCAAUAAAAAACUUAUACACUAUUUAGUUGAGAGGUGGUAUGCUUAAUCAUCACCGCCAGACAUAAAGCUACUACAAGAGCUAUGAUCUACUGUCACUAUAAUUAUCAUGCAUUAAAACAAGUGGCGUAUUAUAGACCAAA
Mucor mucedo is the source of this 963-nucleotide messenger RNA. RefSeq lists its product as uncharacterized. The record is from RefSeq and is a predicted model, not a curated record. Gene Ontology annotation, biological process: mitotic cell cycle checkpoint signaling; response to ionizing radiation; double-strand break repair via homologous recombination. The coding region runs from base 19 to 621 and encodes 200 amino acids. Gene Ontology annotation, molecular function: DNA binding. Gene Ontology annotation, cellular component: SOSS complex. Lineage: Eukaryota; Fungi; Mucoromycota; Mucoromycetes; Mucorales; Mucoraceae. The transcript has 3 exons.